AUGGUGGGACGAUCCAAGCUCAGAACCUUUGAUGCCAUUAAGAGCCGAGUGCAGCGUAGACUAGAUGGGUGGAAGGAAAAACUGUUGUCCCAAGCUGGCAAAGAAAUCCUCCUAAAAAUAGUGGCCCAGGCUAUACCGUCGUAUUGCAUGAGCAUUUUUUUGCAGCCCACGUCUCUUUGCCGAGAGCUAAAUGUGAUGAUGAAUCGCUAUCGGUGGGGAAAUCAAUCGAGCAGUAAGGGAAUCUUGUGGAAAAGUUGGACAAAAUUGGGUAUGUCAAAAAGGAAAGGAGGGUUAGGCUUCAGAGACUUGCACCUUUUCAACUUAGCUCUUUUGGCCAAACAAGCAUGGCGCCUCAUUCAAGACCCGGAUUCAAUGGCAGCAAAGUUCCUAAAGGAAAAAUAUUUUCCACAGGGUCCUUUCUUGCAAGCAUAG
This is a messenger RNA of Alnus glutinosa, 432 nucleotides long. RefSeq lists its product as uncharacterized. Lineage: Eukaryota; Viridiplantae; Streptophyta; Magnoliopsida; Fagales; Betulaceae. The record is from RefSeq and is a predicted model, not a curated record. The coding region runs from base 1 to 432 and encodes 143 amino acids. The transcript has a single exon.